Molecule: messenger RNA, 3853 nt
Organism: Cryptococcus deneoformans JEC21
Lineage: Eukaryota; Fungi; Basidiomycota; Tremellomycetes; Tremellales; Cryptococcaceae
Product: expressed protein
Exons: 12
Coding region: 1742-3220 (492 amino acids)
Biological process (GO): regulation of DNA-templated transcription
Molecular function (GO): zinc ion binding; sequence-specific DNA binding
Source: RefSeq, a predicted model, not a curated record
CUUGUUCUCCGCUUCUCUCAGGCUCUGCACCAGAAUACGCUCCUUUUUCCGCACAAUAAUCCAGACUCUUCUGCAACAUUGUCCAUGUUCUACCAGCGCCAAGGUCUCCAGUGGGUCAAGAGAGGAUGUUCUUCGUGCCGAACGGGCGGACGGCGGACGUUGGAUGUGGCGACUUCACUCAUCAUUCACAAAAGUGUUCCAAAGGAUGGAGUGCACGGACGCACGCAAAUCCAAGGGUCUUACGUUUCAAUAUGUUUGUCUGGAACGCAUUCGAACAGCGCACAGCGCACGACGUAGAGGGGAGCCAGGACUGAGCCAGAGGCAAAGAGCAAGCAGCGUAAACAGGCAGGCAGAAGCUCCAAGAGGUGGCUGAAACACGCGUAAUGUGCUGAGGAUCCUUGUCACGCACAGACAGGAACUAUGGCCUUUGGGUGAGAAAUUGCUUAUUUCGGAUGGCAGGCCGUUUGCCGCUCUCCUUACUUUUGCUUUCACCAGCUCGUCAAUCGUCGCGCACUCAACAUUCGUCGACUUUACUUCUUCUUUCGCAUCUGUAUCUCACAAUCGUCGAUUACUGGAACGAACACUUCAGCAGCCCAUCAGUCCUAGGAUAGUGACGUUUAACGGGAGGCAAUCAAUCACUGCUCUACCAUCAACAUCGACGAAGCUAUUGCAGUCUAGAAUUUAUCAUUAUAAUCGCUUAUUCGGUUUCCUUCUACGCUAGAUUGAAAGCUUCCGCUUCACCCCUCACUACACAGCCACGGCAAAGGCGGAGGCGCUCGCCGAGGGACUCUUGAUUUCUACCGUGAAAGGAGGACCGAAUUCAGUGUGUCCAAAUUGCUGUGUGCAUCUUUCCUAUUGACAGCAAGCUGCUGUUGUGAGCUGGAGUAGAACACUUCUUUUCAUGCUUUGAUUCAACUGUCUACCAUCAUCAAUUCAUUCGACUUUUUGAAUCAUACCAAAGACACGGAAGCUGCGCCUUUGAUCCGCUCUGAGGAAUAGAGACAUUUACUAAAUCGUAGAUUGUGCAACUAAAGGUAGCAAUCCCUGUACAGGUCCAAUAAUCUCAUUAGGACACGUUCCUCUCGUAUUUUACGCUACGUGUCGCUCACGCAUAACUACGUAACGCAGGGCUUGUCAACAGCAUCGGUUACCGAAAGAGAGCCUUCUUAGUGUCUCUUUUCUCGUGUUGUAUACACCUUUCGUUCACGCACAGAUCUGGGUUGGAACGCCACUCAUUAAAGGGUGCUCCCUGGCUUCAUUCACCUUGCGUGUCACUCGCUGCCACCUCUUCUGUCAAUAUUUGAGUCUUUUGAGUAUAUAUCAGAGCAGAGUAACUUUUGGUUUUUUUUUUCUCGUACUUCUGUUCCCCUUUACUCUUUUCUGCGUCAUCUUCGGAUAUCCCGUCCUCGUCUAUUUUGGCUUUCGGAUCAAGAAGAUAGGAACUCAGAGCUCAUUGACGCUCUCUUCUCCGAUCAAUCAGCUUUCUCGUGCUUUUGACAUCGCUUUAACACCCUCGUUCCUCUACCAGACGAUCACCGCCUGUAGUCAUCAACUUGACUCGAUCCUCUCUUAUCGAUAUUACGCCGCUCUGUCCAUCUUUAGACAGGCCUGCCCUCUUCUGUUCCUUCAUUUUAUCCUUUCAUGUCGACUGUCCUUGACACGCAUUGCUUGAGCGCAACACCCUAUAGCCACCAAUAAUACGCUUCAGGAGUAUCACAAGGACGUAGUAGGAGCUUUUCCAAUGAGCAACCAAAAAGAACAUCAGUAUUGGGAGGUAACCGCUCCUGCCAUUGAAGCUCAGUCAUCUUCACAGACAGAACUGUCCCCUGUUGGGCCUCAGGGUGUGGACUACAGUCCCUCUCAAUCUUUACCACAAGUCCCUGACAGUACUCCGCCGCCCAGUGGCUCACAUACUAGUUCCGGCAUAUCCUCUACUUACAGCUCCAUGAUGCUCCCUCCUUUACGGAUGACCCAUGACCCUCGGAACCUUGUACCAUCACCAUUAUCCAGCGGCCAUCCUCAGAUGUACUCCUUGAGACCACCACCACCGAAUUCCAGUCCUAAUCAGAUACAAGCGGAGUUCUACUACUCUUACUCUAUGCCUUACCCGCCGCGGCCACCAGCAUACAGCGGUCACAUGCCUGCCCACUCUGGCUCUUCGUCAAACGGCCCACCAGAAAUCUUCACCCCUGUAUCGGCACACACUAAUAGCUAUAGAUUUAGCUACCCAGGACAAGGUACCAUCCAACCAUAUCUUUUCUCUCCUUGGCAAGGGCAGGAUCGUCAACUACCAGGUGCUCCGGGAUCAAAUUUUGGUACAUCUGAAAGGAAAGGCUCCCCGGAUAGCAGUACGACUACGGGAGAAAGAUGGGACCGACCCUCGCCCAAUCAAGUAGGGGCUGCGUCGCCACUGACAGAGCGGAGUACAAGUGUCGAUGAAAAGGAUUGUAAAGGAAUAAGUUAUACGGCUGAUGCGGAAGUUAAACAGACGCCACAAAUGAAGAGACAGUGUUUCAACUGCACGAACCGUAACCCCCCGAGCUGGCGAAAAUCUGUUCUCCACCCAGGAAAAAUCCUUUGUAACAAGUGUGGAAUCUUUGAGCGCACCCACCACCGGCCUCGCCCGCCUCAAAACGACGAUCAAAAGCUUCGCAAAGCUUCUACGUUGUCCAACUCCAUCCACCGGCGGGAAGCUCCUCCACCUUUGCAGAACGCUAGGACCGAGCAUAGCUCAGCAUCUCCGCGCAGCCCUUUCUCCGGCCCUCAGUCAACCCCUAUGUCUACAAGUCUCACUUACCCACCCAUGUACGGAUCUCCUGAUCCCCUUCAGGCCUCUGGUGGCUACUUCCGUCGUUCAGCAACUCACCAGCCCACCCUUGGAUCACCCGAGCGUUCACCCUUCAGUCACUCUAUGAUAUCUCCCAACCUAUCUUCUUCUGCUGAAGAUCCAAAUGCGAUGAGCGGCACUGCAAGCCGGCAUUAUGGUUAUCAACACAGUGUGAGCUCGCCCUAUGCGCACGCUUAUGCCAGCCGAAGAAGGUACGCGCCGACUGCGAGGGGGAUGGUGAGCAGUCCGAGUAUGACGCCUGGUGCUUUUAGCGGCGCGAUGGGGCCGGUGAUGACUCCUAUUAGCGGACAAAGUCAAUUAGGAUCACAGACUCCCGCUGCUGGUGAGGAGAGGCAGCCCCAGCAAGGACAGGAGGAUAAUGACUCUGCAUAAGGUCCCACAGUACUGCUCUUGAGCUAAAGCAGGUCACUACUGUAGUGAAGAGACUUGACGCUCGAGGCUUCCCCGCCAAAUGGCCAUUUCGCGCCAUGUUUCCACCAGUUUUUCCCGCCAGAUUAAUCAACCAUGCACAUACACGAGUAAACGGCAACAGAACUUUCUAUUCCUCCUUCCCGACUUAGAAAUAACAAACAUACACGGUCCCAGAGCAGACGACUAACCAUCGAAAUCGUCAACAUGUCUUCUUUUUCCCUAUUCACAUGUCUAUCGAUCCAUCUUUAUGCCAAAGCCGAUAUGGAAAACCCCAAAACAAAGUACCACAUAUAAAAAUUCUUGAGCUUCUUUUCUUCAGUGCCUCUUCUCAUUUUACUGUACUUUCGUUUCAUUCUUAUAUUUAUGCAUUUUUGAGGAAUCUGGUUAUGAUUCGAAGUUUGGCUUACUUUACCGUCUCAUUUAGUUAUGACAGUUGUACGGCCUGGAACGAUAGUAGAUUUUACAGUGAUUUUCCUUUCCAUACCUGAGACCUUUACUUUUCUCUCUCUAUUACCACGUGACUCUUUCCAUUGUUCAUUUAGUCUCCGUAACGCACAGUAUAGGCUAAUGAUCCAAUCUUUCAAUGCAUCCAGU